Messenger RNA from Penicillium malachiteum, 1104 nucleotides. RefSeq lists its product as uncharacterized. The record is from RefSeq and is a predicted model, not a curated record. Bases 1 to 1104 code for a protein of 367 amino acids. The transcript has a single exon. Lineage: Eukaryota; Fungi; Ascomycota; Eurotiomycetes; Eurotiales; Aspergillaceae.
AUGUCGAGGCCCCAAUCCUUGCCCCCCCCCCCUAUACGGGGAGAAGAAACACCCUACAACUGGGCGAUCCAGGUAGGCAACGAUCCAGCGCUUAGUCUCAUGAUGCACCCAGCAGCUGAGAUGUUUUCAUGGGGUGAAGACGGAAUAUGCGAGAACUGCUUUCGGAAUCCGAUCAUGGCCAGAAAUGUAGUGGAAGAACCCCCUGAGUUAAUCGUUAUCCGGGCUCCUCGAAAGUUAUUUUCACGGCGAGAUCUAGGAUCAAUCCUUACUUCUGUUGAGCUCAGUAGUUAUUUGGAGCUUAAACAAGGAGUCUUUCAUGAUCAAUUUGUGAAGACUGAGGAUGUUCGUUAUGAACUAUUUGCUGUGUUUGUACAAGUUGCACCACGCCGAGCCGAACAACCUGAAAUAACAGAUGAAAAUGAACCCGUGGACGAUUAUAGAAGUAUGUUUAAAGCGAAGAGUCAAUGGGCUGAGUUCCCCGAAGAAAACGAGGAAGGGCCCUUCUUGAUCAACGACAUCGACGAUUGGGAGUGGAAUAGCGGACUAGCUAGCAUUGAUUACAAACGUCGAGGCUAUGUUUUGGCUUUUCGACGACUCGCAGAAGGGAUUAUCCCAUCCAAGCGAUCGAUCGAAUACCAAACCAGUCGUCUUGAUGACCUGGCGGUAGGGUUCAAUGCUAAUAUAAUCCCUAAUCCUGGCGUUAUGACCCUCACGUUCGAAGUAGGUGAAGGCAGUGGUGAAGGGCCUGAAGGCAGCACGACCAACCCUGAUACGAUUGUUGAUCGAGUCAGAAUGCGAGCAGUCCCUUUUGCGGAUUUAAUAAUGACAAUUCCCAUGGAUUCUCUUCAGUUCCCUGAAAACAACCCUACAGGUAGACUGUUGAUAGAAUUUCAGGAUCGUCAGAAUCAGGUCGUUGAGACGUUUGAGAUGAGGGGAAUAUUGAGAGAUCUUCUGAACAAGCGCCCGAAAGAAGAGCCUGAGGCAAAGAAACAUAAUGGUGUUAAAAAGACUCGGAGGAGACGAUCUCGCGUACGAGACGCGCUUAGGAAUGCCUUGAGAAGAAAGGAAAAGAAAGAAGAGGGCGAAGAGGGUGAAGGGAAUUAG